This is a messenger RNA of Ictidomys tridecemlineatus (thirteen-lined ground squirrel), 1156 nucleotides long. RefSeq names its product metabolism of cobalamin associated B (gene Mmab). Lineage: Eukaryota; Metazoa; Chordata; Mammalia; Rodentia; Sciuridae. Gene Ontology annotation, molecular function: corrinoid adenosyltransferase activity. The record is from RefSeq and is a predicted model, not a curated record.
CUGUGGGUGGAGUCAUCCCCCGGGCCUGGACGGUGGCCUGGCUGGGUCAGCUCCUGACUAGCGGCCCAGGGCAUGGCUGUGUGGGUCCGGGGAGGCCGCUUUGGCCUUCGCGGGUGCCUCGGCGCUAGCAAGCUGCUAUGUCCCCGUUUUCAGAGUCGCGGCCCUCAGGGCGUGGAAGACGGGGACAGGCUACAGCCUCCAUCGAAGAGCCCCAAGACCCCCAAGAUUUACACCAAGACAGGAGACAAAGGGUUUUCUAGCACCUUCACAGGAGAAAGGAGACCCAAAGAUGACCAGGUCUUUGAAGCCGUGGGAACUACAGAUGAAUUAAGUUCAGCCAUUGGGUUUGCUAUGGAAUUAAUUGAAGAAAAGGGCCACACGUUUGCCGAAGAGCUUCAGAAAAUCCAGUGCGUGCUGCAGGACGUCGGCUCCGCCCUGGCCACCCCACGCUCCUCGGCCAGGGAGGCUCACUUAAGACACACAGCCUUCGAGGCAGGGCCCACCCUGGAGCUGGAGCAGUGGAUUGACAAGUACUCCCGCCAGCUGCCCCCGCUCACGGCCUUCAUCCUGCCAUCGGGAGGCAAGAGUAGCUCUGCUCUGCAUUUCUGUCGGGCUGUGUGCCGCCGAGCUGAGAGACGAAUGGAAAGCCACCAACAGCCUUUUCAAGGACUUGCGAAGUGCCCAAUCACACCCCUCCUCCGCCCGGCUGCCACCCACCUGGAGAACAGAAAGACAGGUCCCCCAGCGUGGUGCCUCUUGUCCAGACGGGAGAGACGGAUGCCAAUGUGGCCAAGUUCUUAAACAGACUCAGCGACUACCUCUUCACGGUGGCCAGAUACGCAGCCAUGAAGGAGGGGAACCAGGAGAAGAUAUACAGGAGAACGGCCCAUCGGACGGAGACCCAGGCUCCUUGAAACGCCACCGCGGGGGUUGUGGGUCCCUGUGGUGACGGGCAGCUUGCUCUCCAGCGUCCUGGUUCCUGAGGAGCUCGUCUUGAGGUCUUUGCCUCGCAGCCCCUGCCACCUCCCUCGAAGGACCAUGGCCCCUGAGAUUUCUGCCCCUGCGUCCCCAGGGCGUCCUGGGUCUCAGAAAGGUCAAGGACAGCCGAAAAGAGGAGGGGCCACGUGGGAAAGAGAAUAAAAGUGGGGAGGCUUGA